This is a messenger RNA of Pristis pectinata (smalltooth sawfish), 5120 nucleotides long. RefSeq names its product endoplasmic reticulum metallopeptidase 1. Lineage: Eukaryota; Metazoa; Chordata; Chondrichthyes; Rhinopristiformes; Pristidae. The record is from RefSeq and is a predicted model, not a curated record. Bases 104 to 2797 code for a protein of 897 amino acids. Gene Ontology annotation, molecular function: metalloexopeptidase activity. The transcript has 15 exons. Gene Ontology annotation, biological process: proteolysis.
ACAGAAGUGGGCGGGGGUUGAAUCAGAGGCAGGAGGAAUUGGGUUGCCGCUGCCGCCAGUCCCUUUGCAGCUGGCGUGAGCCGUCGCUAGGGCUCGUGUUCCAAUGGCGGCGGUCGUUAGGGAGGGUGCGAAGCUGGAGCCGGGCCGCGACAUGCGGAUCCGCGGGGUCCGCAGCCGAGGGCCCGAGCCUCUCGCCGCCAAGUGGGAGAGCGGAGCGAGGAAGCAGCCGAGGAGAGGCCUGCACGGCGUGGCGGCGGCGCUGCCGCAGGCCUCGGCGCAGGUGUCGGAAGUGGCCGCCUGGCUGUUGGUGGCUGCCUACUUGCUGCUGCUCUGGGCCGCCGUCCAGUUGUCGCUGCAGCAGCUGCUGACCGGGCCGGGGCCCAGCGGUGACGGAGACGUGUUCAAUGCACUCAGGGCAAGGAAAUAUCUCCAGGACAUCACUGAUUUUGGACCCAGGCCUGCUGGAAGUCCUGCCAAUGAAAUCCUGACUGUGAACUACCUCCUGGACCAGAUCCAAAAAAUUAAAGAAGGAAGUACAGCAGUGCAUAGCAUUGCAGUGGAUGUUCAGAGACCGACUGGCUUCUUCAGCAUUGAUUUUCUCGGAGGUUUCACCAGUUAUUAUGCUAAUGUUGCUAAUGUUGUUGUGAAGUUGGAACCAAAGAAUGGAGCAAAGCAUGCUGUGCUUGCAAACUGCCAUUUUGAUUCUGUGGCCAAUAGCCCAGGUGCCAGUGAUGAUGCGGUCAGUUGUGCAGUUAUGCUUGAAAUUCUGAAUGUGUUGUCCAAGUCUACAUCCCCUCUACAACAUGCAAUCAUAGUUGUUUUUAAUGGAGCGGAAGAAAAUAUUUUACAGGCAAGCCAUGGAUUCAUUACACAGCACCCUUGGGCUAAGCUAGUAAGGGCAUUUAUUAAUCUAGAAGCUGCUGGCGUAGGAGGGAAGGAGAUUGUUUUUCAGACAGGUCCAGAAAAUCCUUGGUUGGUUCAGGCUUAUGCUCGUGCAGCUAAACAUCCUUUUGCAUCUGUUGUUGGUCAGGAAGUAUUUCAGAGUGGGAUCAUUCCUUCUGACACAGAUUUUCGAAUCUAUCGGGACUAUGGCAAUGUUCCAGGAAUAGAUUUGGCUUUCAUUGAAAAUGGUUACAUCUACCAUACAAAAUAUGACACAGCAGAUCGAAUCCAUUUAGACUCCAUUCAGAGGGCUGGUGAUAAUAUAUUAGCUGUACUGCAGUACUUGGCAACGUCAGAGGAGUUGGCUGACUCAACACAGUAUCGUCAUGGAUCUGUGGUGUUUUUUGAUGUGCUUGGAUUGUUUGUUGUGGCCUAUCCAAAACGGAUUGGUACGAUAAUAAACUGUCUGGUUGCUGUAGCAACUGUUCUCUACCUGGGAAGAAAGUUCUCCCUAUCAAAAAGUUAUGGCUCUCACUAUAGGAGUGAUCUACUUUAUGGAAUUGGCAUCACAAUAAUAUGCUGGUUUAUCAUCUUUGUGACCAUCCUCAUUGUGGCAGUAUUUGUGUCCCUAACUGGACACUCCAUGUCUUGGUACAGCCACUUCUAUGUUUCCGUCAUCUUGUAUGGCUCCAUAGCCCUCAUGAAGCUCCUGCUGAUUCAUACACUGGCCAAAAAUCUUUACUAUGGAAAGAACGUGAACAAGGUCUACCUGUCGGAAUUAUAUUUUGAUGUUUCGCUAACGAUCUGGUGCUGCAUUUUAAUUUACUUUACCCAACGAGACCUGUGCUCUGCUUAUGUACCGGGAUUGUGGGUGGCUUUUCCUUUGCUUGUGAAGUUAUUGAUUGGCAGAGAGCUGAAACAAAAAGGUCCUACACUGAAGCUGACGGCAGUUUAUUUGCUGGGCCUGUCUAUUCCUCAUCUUUUGACCAUAUAUCUAUUUUGGGCUGCAUUUGAAAUGUUCACACCCAUCCUUGGUCGAAGUGGGACUGAGAUACCUCCAGAUAUUGUACUGGCUUCUAUCAUUGCAGCAUGCACAAUUAUUCUAACAGCUUAUUUUGUGAGCCUGAUUUACCUGUGCCGCAGUACCAAAUGGACCCUGCUGAGUUUGGGGAUUGUGUUUCUGGGUUCUGCCUCCCUUGUGUGUAGUGGAGUGUUUUUUCCGUAUUCAGCUGACCCUACUAGUCCACAUCCCAAGCGAGUCUUCCUGCAGCAUACAACACGAACAUUUCACAAUCUUAAUGGAGAAAUAGUCAAGAAAGAUUCUGGCAUAUGGAUUAAUGGCUUUGAUUACACCCUGAUGUCCCAUGUUACUCCACAUAUACCUGAAAUCAAUGAUACAGUGAGGAGUCCCUGUGAGAACGCACCUUUUUGUGGAUUCCCUUGGUAUUUACCUGUUCAUGGUUUUAUCAGGAAAAACUGGUAUCUGCCAGCUUUGGAACUUCCAAUCAGGACACCUGUUGCUUUAAAACUGAUAUCCAAAUACAAGUUGCCUUCACAGUCCGUAAAUAUGACCUUUGAGGUGGACGGUCCCAGUCACAUGACACUGUACAUUCGGCCACGUGAAGGUUCUUCCAUAACCAGGUCGUCUGUUGGGGAUGCGAGUUCUUUAUACAGCAUUGACGGAGAUUAUUUUUUCUUCUAUUCCCAUGGACUACAGGCUCCCCCAUGGCAAUUUUGGUUGGAGAUCCAGACUCUGGACCCUACACCUGAUGAGAUGGUUGUUAUUGCUGUAGCUUCUCAUUAUCUAUUUGGGGAAGAACAAAGGACAAGAGAACUGAUUGCUCUGGAAAAGAGAUUUCCGGAAUGGUGUUUCAUAUCCAGCUGGACCAGUACGUACGACUCAUUUGUCCUCUGAAACUCUAGUAUGGCUAACCUGGGUAAGAGACGGAAAAUAUCCUCACACAAUAUACCCCUUGCUGCAGCACCUUCCCUGCAAGGGCAAUGAAAUAUCUUGAACACAAGAGACCAUAAAAUGUCAAUAAUUAUUAAAUUUGAUGACUAAUGUUUUGGAAUAAAGGGAAGAUUGAUUUAAGUGAAGCUUCAAAAUGUUGCUGGGAAUUCCCCGGACCUAAGAUUUAAAAAAAAAAAUCACAGGUCUACUCGACAUGGUGACAGUAGUGUGUUCAUCGAAUGUGCUUCGCCUGGAAGACCGGGAUGCUUUCUCCAUAGCUGGUCUCUUAAAUUUCUAAUUGGUUGCAAGGAGUUAUUUGUGAAAGUUACUUUUGAAGUAAAAGACCUGAGAUGCAGUAGUGUACGAAGACAUGAAGUAUUUUGUUGUUAAAUGCCUGUCCUUGGUUAUGUUACGAAAUGAAUACCUUUUGAAUUGAAAUCUAGGGUUAAAGCAAUAUUACUGUGAUAUAACUAAGCCUUAAACCUUUACAUUUCAAAGGUGGAGAGGAUUUGUAAUGCAAGAACCUCUUGAAUCAAAUAAUGCACUCAGAAUAUUUAAGUUGUUCCAAGGGACAUUAACCUUUCCCUUGGUUGUCAGAUGUCUUAAUUUUAAGUGUUCACAGGAAUAAGGGAUACUGCUGAAGAUGGUGUUAAUACUUGAAUCAUGUGCUACUUGUUGAUGCUCCUGGCAUUUAAAAUUUGACACUCAAAGCAAUUCUAAAAGUUCACAAUACCCAUUCUUCCUGUGUCUUUUGCACUCCUUGGGAAGAGGAAUAAAUAAUUAUUCAAUUGCAGCUGAUGAAUUUGACUAAGUGUUCCAUCAGAAUGGAUAUUCUUAACACCAGACAGUUAGUAUAUUUGGAUCCAUGUAUGGUGUGAAACCGUAUUGAUUUUGUUAAGAAUUUAACAAUCCAUUUUAAAACCAAGUGUAUAUGCACCAGUUUUUCAAUUCAUGUUUCACUUGCCAAGAUGUUGCAAGGAGUUCCUUGAUGAAAUGCUGUUUACUGUUUUAUACUGAGCAUUGUUUACAUUAGAGGCAAUGAAGUUAUUAAUUUGAUUUUUUUUUGCACUGGCAAAACUGAAGUACAUGAACAAAAACUUCUGGGGUUAGAUUAAGUGCAAAUGACUAACUGGUAAUUGUUUCUUUGAUGCCAUGAUUUUAAGCAUCUGCAUUGCAACUGUUCAAACUAUUUGAGCUGGUAUUUACUUGAUUUCAAUCUAUAUAAACAAAUGAAUUUAAUUAUUGCGUGGAUACUGAUUAUUCAGGAAGCUAUGGUGUGUCAUUGAAUAUUUAAAAAAAAUAAAAGUAUUGAAAACAGUUGGAGAACCCAUAAUUUUGAAAGCCACUAUUUAAUUUGCACUGUUGUGACUUUACUGUAGUGUGGAAUCAAAAAACUGUAGCCCGAGUAAAUAGUUGUAGCUUUUGAGAUGACUGAAAUCUUGACAAAUUUAUGUAAGCAUGAGGUCAACAGUGCAAAAGAAACAGUAAAGUGCAUACAAGCUUUUCUAAAACCUGAGUGGUAUGUAUUAGAACAACAUAUGCACAAUCCUGGAAGAACUCAGCAGGUCAGGCAGUAUCUAUGGAAGGAAAUAAAUAGUCAACCCUUCAGGGCCAGACCCUUCAUCAGGACUGGAGAAAGAGGGCAGAAGCUAAAAUAAAAGGGGAGGGGGAGGAGCACAAGCUGGCAGGUGAAUCUAGGUGGAUGAAAGGGAAUGAUGUGAGAAGCAGGGUUGUGAUAGGUGGAAGAGGCAAAGGGCUGAAGGAGGACUAAUUGAAUAGGAGAGUGAAGCUGGGGAACCAGAGGGAGGUGAAUAGGUGAGUCAUGAGGGGGCCACAAGAAUGAGUGAAAACUGAGAAGUAGUUACUGGAAGUUAGAGAAAUGAAUGUUUAUGGCAUCAGGUUGGAGAUACCAAGACAGAAUAUGAGGUGUUGCUCCUCCAACCUGCAUCUGGCCUCAAAGUGGCAGGAGAGGAGGCCGUGGUUAGACAUGUCAGUAUGAGAAUGGGAAGUGGAAUGAAGUGGUUUGCCACUGGGAGAUCCUGGCUGUUGUGGAGCGAAGGUGCUUGACAAAGUAGUCACCCAAUCUGUGGCGGGUCUCACUAAUGUAGAGGCUACUGCACCGGGAGCACCAGAUGCAAUAAAUGACACCCUCUGCUUCACAGGUGAAGCACUGCCUCAUCUGGAAGGACUGGCUGGGGCCCUAAAUGGUGGUGAGGGAGGAGGUAUGGGUGCAGGUGUAGCACUUUGCAUGGUUGCAGGGUUAAGUGCCUGGAGGGUGAUCAGUGGA